Molecule: messenger RNA, 1836 nt
Organism: Daldinia loculata
Lineage: Eukaryota; Fungi; Ascomycota; Sordariomycetes; Xylariales; Hypoxylaceae
Exons: 3
Coding region: 1-1836 (611 amino acids)
Biological process (GO): regulation of DNA-templated transcription
Molecular function (GO): zinc ion binding; DNA-binding transcription factor activity, RNA polymerase II-specific
Source: RefSeq, a predicted model, not a curated record
AUGUCUUAUCCCAACAAUAGACGUGAUUGGCGUCCAGUUUGUGUAGCAUGCCGCUCGAAGGUAUCGGGCCAAAAAGCACCAUGCACUCGUCCUGUGGAAGGCCACGGGUGCACCGGAUGUAAGCAGUAUGGCCUUCCUUGCAUAUUUGGCGGAGUUCCGCUACCUCCUUACCCUGGCCCUACUCGAGCACCAAUAUUAAGCACAUGCGAUCAAUGUGGAGAUCUGGGCCUACGCUGCGAUUUUAAAAGACCGUGCGAUAGAUGCCAUAAUUCUGGAGCCACAUGCACGGGAAACACCCGAUAUUGUUUUAUUCGCGGAGUACCCGGCGAUGACAUGUACGGUUACUAUCUUAACCUCGGAUUUGGUCCUAACGGCGUUAAUCAAGUUCUUCACUCCCCAAUGUUUUCAUGGACUAUGCCUGGUGACUACCAUCUACAAUACGAGAGGUGGGUAAGCGAAAGAACUGUGAGCAAUCAGGUGGUAGAGAUACAACGAGAUGAACAACUUGCGGACCAAUAUACACAAGUAUUAGAGCUAGCACAAGAUGCUGCUAGGCACGGGGUCCCGGUUAACUUACCGGGAGUCAUGGAAGUGCUCAAUGUAGAUAUUUCGGGUGGUGUUCCGCCGAAUGAGUCUCAAGGUGCCCGAGAUCUCAUGUACUAUCUCGGCAAGCAAACUGCGAAUAACCCUGCAGUCCAUGAACGCAAAAUCGAGAUAAGCGAAUACAAUAUUCUCUAUAAUCAGGAAGAUCUUCAGAGACUUAACCCAGGCACACAGGCGGAGUAUUCUUAUAUAGCCCCUAUCAGAGACACGGUCUUGGCUCCUCUUACCCGACCAGCAUCUCCUGGCCCUGGUCGCCCCAGCUACUGGAUACCGUGGAAUACUAAAAGUGCUGAUAUACCAGUCUACGACAACACAGGUGACUUUCCGGAGGGGAGCCCCGAAAGAGUCAACAUGAGUGCUAUUCGGAGAGAUCCUUUCAGGGAGCACCCGAACGAAAAUGCACAAAGCGUGUUAUCGACAAUUCCAUUCUUCCGUAUGUGGGAUGAAGGGGAAAUGUAUCCCACCCCAAGAGCAUGCCAGCAAGAGUACUUGGUUGACGGAAAGUGCGGUCGUCUAACAACACGCGGAUGUGAAGAUACCGCCCAUAUAGGGGAUAGCAUCCCAAUUUGCGACACCUGUGAAGAAGAAAACCGCGAGAAGUUUUACGAGGAAUUCGCAAGUGUUGCUCUCCAAAUGAGACAAUACCUAUGUAAUCUGUGUUCUGGUUCCAUUGAUAACUUACUCUAUAUGACCACAAAUUUGGGUUGCGAUGUCUAUUACGAUAACCCCAUGGGAAUACCAUUGCCAGAUUUUACAAGCCAUUCGCUUAUCGGUACGGGACUAACUAAAAGGGUUGGGGGUUGGCGAGGUUCUCCUCUAGAGAUAACCGGUUGCUCCUGCGGCGUUAAGCUACUAGGUCGUCGUCUGUGUAGCCCUCACAGAUUACAGCAUUUACUGAACCUCCAAGAAGCUGUAUCGGAUAUGAAGAUAUAUGUCGACAGUCUGUACGGAAGAAUGGUUUGUCCUGGGUGUAGAAUAUUGCGUGGUAUCAACGACUACAAUUUCGAAGGCCCAGCAGGCGGAGAAGGUGUGUAUAAGGCAUGGGUAUGCUUAGCCUGUCACGGCUUCGUGAUAACCGAAAAUACUACUGUCUUAAUACCGAGACUAUACCUAAAGUCAGGGGCACCCACACCCGCUCCGGCACCGUAUGGUAUAAGGGCGGAGGAACUAGAAAUCGCGAAGGAUAAAUUACGGAAGCAACUCGCGAGCACGCUGAGGUUUCCUCAAAGUUAA